Molecule: messenger RNA, 1644 nt
Organism: Alternaria burnsii
Lineage: Eukaryota; Fungi; Ascomycota; Dothideomycetes; Pleosporales; Pleosporaceae
Product: carboxypeptidase y-like protein a
Exons: 2
Coding region: 1-1644 (547 amino acids)
Biological process (GO): proteolysis
Cellular component (GO): fungal-type vacuole
Molecular function (GO): serine-type carboxypeptidase activity
Source: RefSeq, a predicted model, not a curated record
AUGAAGGUCGCCGCAUCGGCGCUCCUCGUUGGAGCCGCAUCCGCCGCUGUUGCGCCUCAGCAGCAGCAGAUCCUCAAGUUCCCUGACUCCUUCAGCGAGCUCAAGGAGUCGACGUCGUCAUGGAGCAAGCCGCUCCAAAACCUCGAGGAGAGCCUCAAGUCGCUCACUGGCGAGGCUCGCGCCAUCUGGGACGAAGUCGCCAUGAUGUUCCCCGAGAGCUUCGAGAAGGCUGCUUUCUUCUCCCAGCCCAAGCCUCACACGCGCAAGCACGACAGCGAAUGGGACCACAUCAUCAAGGGUGCCGACAUCCAGAGCGUCUGGGUUGAGAACGAGAACGGCGAGAAGCAGCGCGAGAUUGACGGCCAGCUCGAGCAGUACAGCUUGAGGGCCAAGAAGGUCGACCCCAGCGUGCUCGGCGUCGACAAGGUCAAGCAGUACUCUGGUUACCUUGACGACGAUGACGAGGACAAGCACCUCUUCUACUGGUUCUUCGAGUCGCGAAACGACCCCAAGAACGACCCCGUUGUGCUCUGGCUCAAUGGCGGACCCGGUUGCUCUUCGCUGACCGGCCUGUUCAUGGAACUCGGCCCGGCUUCCAUCACAAAGGACCAGAAGGUCAAGCACAACCCCUACUCUUGGAACGCCAAUGCUUCCGUCAUCUUCCUCGACCAGCCCGUCAACGUCGGAUACUCAUACUCGAGCGGCUCAGUUAGCAACACUGUCGCUGCCGGCAAGGACAUCUACGCCCUGCUUACCCUCUUCUUCAAGCAGUUCCCCGAGUACUCUCACCAGAGCUUCCACAUCUCCGGAGAGUCCUACGCCGGACACUACAUCCCCGUCUUUGCCUCUGAGAUUCUGUCCCACAAUAACCGCAACAUCAACCUCCAGUCCGUCCUCAUCGGUAACGGUCUGACCGAUGGCCUUACUCAGUACGAGUAUUACCGUCCUAUGGCCUGUGGUGAGGGUGGCUGGCCCGCCGUUCUUGAUGAGUCUCAGUGCCAGUCUAUGGACAACGCCUACCCUCGUUGCGCCAGCCUCAUUGAGAACUGCUACAACUCCGAGUCUGUCUGGUCUUGCGUGCCUGCGUCCAUCUACUGCAACAACGCUAUGAUCGGUCCUUACCAACGCACCGGCCAGAACGUCUACGAUGUUCGCAAGCCUUGUGGCAGCAACUCUCUCUGCUACGAUGAGCUUGACUGGAUACAGGGCUACCUUAACAAGAAGGAGGUCAUGAAGGCCGUCGGCGCCGAGGUCUCCAACUACGAGUCUUGCAACUUCGACAUCAACCGUAACUUCCUUCUCCAGGGUGACUGGAUGAAGCCUUUCCACCGCGUCGUUCCCGGUAUCCUUGAGAAGAUCCCCGUCCUGAUCUACGCUGGUGAUGCCGACUACAUCUGCAACUGGCUCGGCAACAAGGCCUGGACUGAGGCGCUUGAGUGGCCUGGUGCCAAGGAUUACAAGAAGGCUCAGAUGGAGGACUUCAAGAUCGACGGUGACGGCAAGACUGUUGGUCAGGUCAAGUCCAGCGGUAACUUUACCUUCAUGAGGCUUCAUGCUGGUGGCCACAUGGUCCCUUACGACCAGCCCGAGGCUUCGCUCGAGAUGCUCAACAGGUGGUUGUCUGGUGAUUUCUGGCAGUCGUAG